CAACCUUUCUCACUUGAUAGUGUUGGUGUAUCUGCGGGUAUUGGACGUGGUGGAUAGCAGCCGGAUAGAAAUACACAAAGAUGGCCUCAGCAACAGCGACCUAUGGGCAGAAGGAGUCUUCGGACCAAAACUUUGACUACAUGUUCAAGAUCCUCAUCAUUGGAAACAGCAGUGUGGGCAAAACCUCCUUCUUGUUCCGCUACGCCGAUGACUCCUUCACGCCGGCAUUUGUGAGUACGGUGGGCAUCGACUUCAAGGUGAAGACCAUCUACAGAAAUGACAAGAGGAUCAAAUUACAGAUCUGGGAUACGGCAGGUCAGGAGCGAUACCGUACCAUCACCACGGCCUACUACCGAGGAGCCAUGGGCUUCAUCCUCAUGUAUGACAUCACUAAUGAGGAGUCCUUCAACGCGGUCCAGGACUGGUCGACUCAGAUUAAGACAUACUCGUGGGACAACGCCCAGGUGCUGCUGGUAGGAAACAAGUGCGACAUGGAUGACGAGCGAGUGGUGAGCGGGGAUAGAGGCCGCCAGCUGUCUGAACACCUCGGAUUUGAGUUCUUCGAAGCCAGCGCCAAGGACAACAUCAAUGUAAAGCAGACCUUUGAGCGCCUGGUUGACAUCAUCUGUGAAAAGAUGUCUGAGAGCCUGGACGCCGGAGAUCCCGCCGUCACAGGGGCCAAACAGGGGCCCCAGCUGACAGAGCAGCCUGCUCCUCCUCACCAGGACUGUGCAUGUUAAAGCUGACUACUCCCUGAAACCCUUUUCCUCCCUCCUCCUCCUUGUACUCCUUCAGCUGGACCCCAGGGCCUCGGGUCCAUACUCUAUCACCCUUCUCACUCACUUUCCUGCUUUUUCUAUAACCUAGGAAGGAUCCAUGGCUGAGGGGCACAAGAGCCAGGUUACAAAGUGUCUGAAAUGCUCUGAGUUGCUUGUAGAACAGUGCAUGGGGUGUGUUUGUUUCUGGUUUCUCCUCAUGACGGAGCUAAAAGGUGCAAAAGCAAGUUCAGUGAAACCAGAGUGUUUCAGAUUCUUUGCAGCCCAGGUUCUUGAAGGUUCCCCACCCAUCUUCUGUUGUCUCCCUGUUCCUUAUUGUGGUUUUACAAGAAGGAUUUGACGGCGUCUAUCCUCAGAGUGCCAUUUAAAUCCUUCCAAUGUUUACAGUACUUUGUUUCUUGUCAGUCAAAUUUCUUGAAAAUAUGUCAGCCCCUGAUGUGGUGACCAAGAAGGCCACAGUGGAGGUAAUGUGGGAGGUGUUAACCAGCUAAAAUCUGCUCCAUACUGAGUGUUGCAUUUCUUAUAGGAUUCUGGAUACACACAGAAUCAAACAUACAUGGAUCUGUGUUUAAUUUGUUGUGUCACCUUGUAUCUAAACAUGGAUAUUGCAGGGAUUAGCAACUGUUUUGUUUUCAUUGUUCAUCUAAGCUUUUUCAUUUGGCCUUUUUUAUGUUUUUACAUUUCUUUUUUUUGUAUUCUGGUGCCCCAUUUAUUCUUUUCAUUCAUUAAACACUGGGUGGGGAAAAUACGAACAAGAUGGAGCUAGGGAAAAAAAUGCAAAAAAUGAAGAGACACAUUUUAUUUAAUUAUAUUUAUUUCAAAUGUACAUAUAAAUGUUGUGCAUAUAUAUAAUAUCUACAGGUAUGCAUAUCUGGAAAUUAAUUUUAAUAGGAAUGAAGUUAUAUGAGGAUAAUAUCAAAUAUAGGAGGUCUCUGUUGUUGGGAUUGUUUGGAUGAUGUGUGGCAGCUCGUACAUGAGUCAUUUCAUUCAGUCAGUUUGGUCUUAUGCUGCUUUCCAGAGAUGUUGCAAAGUCAGAAAAUCAAACUUCGUGUUAAGAAAAGGCUGUGGAAUAAGUGACAGAAAAUGACCAAUAUGAUUAUCAUCCUCUAAAUCCACUCGGUGUGAUUUCAAGCACUGCUGCUAAUAAUAAAAUAACAUUUUUUAAAUGGCUCUGAUAUUAGAGGAAGACGCUUCUGGAAAAGCUUUUUUUGCUGCAUCGUGUUUUUUUAAGCCAGACUGUAACUGCAGUGAAGCUGACAUCAAUAAUCAAACCAUUUGAGUCUACUGAAAGCUCAAAGUCAUCUAGGUAUAGCAUUAACGUUGUAAUUAGGCUGGCGAACGUUUUGAUGCAUCUUGUCCCAAGAUAAAAAUAGUUCCUGCUGUCUUUAAUGUAAUGAAAAAAUUUUAAGAAAUCUGAAAAGCAUUUUGUGCAACAGCUAUGCAGUUGUGCUUGCAAACAAUGCUACAUGUUGAUAUUAUACUAGAAAACCUUGCAGGCGUCUGUUUUUUCUGAGCUGGACUAACACCAAGCACGGACAUUGAAAUUGUGUAUUUGGAACAACUGACAAUUUCUGACUCCAGAAAGCAAAUGUUAGGUAUUAGUAUCCCUUAUAGCUGUUUGGAUAGUCACAGCUACUUUAUCAAAUUUAUGAGACUAAUAUGGCAUGACAUACAGUAAAUACCCAGAUGAACCAGGCACAUUGCUGUUACAUGGCACAAAUCUUAGAUUGCAUAGCCACUAGGACAUGCAGGUUUGGUUUUAGCCAAGUAAUUAAAGCUUGUACUUGACAAUUACAGUAACUGUACAGGAACAUGUCUUGCUGGUGUUGACUUGACGACCUUUGAUCACACAGUCAACAGCUGCUUAGAUGUUUGUAAUCUAGUUUGCACUGAAUGAGACUGUAUCCAGGAUCAUGCUGUGUUUGCAGCUCACAUGUUCAGCUACUUAUGAGUUUAAAUGCAUAAUUUUGAAAUGCACGUUUAAUGGUACUGGAAAGACUGGAUUGCAGCAUCUAUGUAGUUUAUAUGCUGAUCUCUUUUUAGCUCUGAACCUGUGAGAAUGUGUUAGGUCAAGCUCUAAGACAACUCUGUGAUUUAACCUUUCCUCUUUCCACAUCCGUUACACUUGCUUAGUAACAAACUACUCAUAGUAAGACUUCUUCAGAAUCAGUAUUACAGAGUCUGUUUGUGUGUAGUGUUAUCUCCAAUGCUCAGUCUUCAGGUGAAGUAUGCAUUAAACUGUUAAAGUCAAACAAAUAUCAAACUGCUAGAGGCUGAAUUGUUGAGGGGCCAAGUAGCUGCUGAGUGAUCACCAGUUUUGUGUCAAUGCAGGAUUGAAAUAUUCUGGUUGUCUUGGUUCCAACCCUAUGGUUCCAACACUGUGUAAUCACACAUCUUUUCUCUGUCACUCACUCUGGGUGUCAUUAUCCCCCGAACACUUUCUAAGUGUUUGUACGCUAGUUUGAUACAGUUUCCAGAUUUAAAACUGGUUUUCCCAGGUAUUCCUUGUUUUCACUUCACUGCUGUAAAAGCAAGUUUUAAAAGUCUAAAAUUGUAAUAAAACAAGUGCUGCUUGGUGGUAUUCUGGGCUUGCUGUUGUUUCCAGUGAAAACAGAGUGAAAGAGGAGGGUACCUAUGGAGCACUGUAAAAAUUAUUGUGGGGGUCAAAAUCAUGGAAUGUUUGACUAUAUGAUUAAAGCAAAUCUGAAUCAGAGACGCAUUCAUUUGAGAGUAUCUGUUGCAUUACUUAACUGUCAAAUGUAGCAUACAAACCUGUAAUCACAUGAGCCACUGACUAUGACUGACCAAGUCAAAGUGUCCCACCAAAGUAGUGAUUUUCUGAUCAGAAAUGUAGUGGUCAGAGAGGGAGUGACGAUCACCUCAAACCUGGGAGACGAUUUUGAUCCUGCAUACAUUUUACUUCUUACUGGUUGUGACUGUUUCUUUACCGAUAAAAUCCAAACUUUGAAACUGUUCUCCUUUCUAAUAUGUCUUCCUCUCUAUAUAAACCAGAUGUGUAAAUACUGUACCUCUGAGUCAUAUGUGUGGAUUGUGUUGUAUCGACUCAGGCUUGCAACAAAAAACAAGUUUAAAAAAAAGACAGUAAAAACCUGAAAACCCCAAAAGAGUCAUGUUGUACUGUAUCUGCAUUAAUUUAUAGGCCUGCUUGUGAAUGAAUGUGUCACCCUGUUACAAAGCAAUACACGCUACAGUAUCUAGACGUAAAAAAAAAAAAAUGCCAUCAAGCUGGUUAGAGGUUGCCGACUUUAGAUCUUCUAGCACGCAGAAAAGGUACUUUAUUUGGUCUCGUAUCACUGCCUCUUCAAAUCCUCCUCAGUUUGGGCCAUCAAGAUGAGAGAAUAUGCUGUGGAUGUUUUUAUCUGUACUUUGUGGUAAAACAAUAAAAAGUUACUAACAAUCA
Micropterus salmoides (largemouth bass) is the source of this 4197-nucleotide messenger RNA. RefSeq names its product RAB3A, member RAS oncogene family, b (gene rab3ab). Bases 81 to 740 code for a protein of 219 amino acids. Lineage: Eukaryota; Metazoa; Chordata; Actinopteri; Centrarchiformes; Centrarchidae. Gene Ontology annotation, cellular component: synaptic vesicle; synaptic vesicle membrane; endosome. Gene Ontology annotation, molecular function: GTPase activity; GTP binding. The record is from RefSeq and is a predicted model, not a curated record. The transcript is spliced from 5 exons. Gene Ontology annotation, biological process: maintenance of presynaptic active zone structure; regulation of synaptic vesicle fusion to presynaptic active zone membrane; protein secretion.